AUGACACAUAGAUUUUUGAGAGACAGCUUUGUUGCGAGAUUAGUAUACCAUUUAUCUGGUCAUAAGUACUUUAGACACCCAGACGAGAAAGAAGAUUACAUCGUUCCAGAAAAGUAUUAUCCUGGAUACUUUGAAAAAGAGAAGCGUGUAAGCGUUGGCAGCACUUCAGUUGUUGCUGGAAGUGACGAUUUCGAUCGUACAAAAGUUCAAGAUGACGAACCGAUUGAGUCUCAGGAGCCACAAGCACAACAAGAGCAAGAGCAAGAGCAAGAGCAAGAAGAAAAAGAAGGAGGAGGACAAGCACCUCGUGGUGUGUUGGACUCCCAGUCGUCAAUGUUGACAACUGAGACCAAAGCUAAUUUUACCAAUGAUGGCUACAUUAUUGUUGACUGGGAAGGUCCCGAUGAUCCAGAUAAUCCGUGUAAUUGGCCGUGGUAUGAGAAAUCUUUUCUUAUAUUGGAGAUUUCAUUGUUGACCACUUCUGUAUAUAUGGCAUCUGCAGUGUAUACACCGGGUAUUGAGCAGAUGCAGCAAGAGUUGGGAUGGUCUACGGUUGAGUUGUCGUUGGGUGUUUUCCUAUUUGUGUUGGGGUACGGCAUUGGACCGCUAUUGUGGUCACCGUUAUCUGAGAAUGCCAUUUUUGGAAGGACUUCAAUUUAUAUUGUGACACUAUUUGUGUUUGUUGUAUUGCAGAUCCCUACUGCAUUGACUCAAAAUGUUGGUGGGUUUUGUAUUUCGAGAUUUCUUGCUGGUUUUUUUGGCAGUCCCUGUUUGGCUACUGGUGGUGCAAGUGUUGCCGAUGUGACACAUCCUUGGAAUAUACCCAUAUCUUUAGCGGUGUGGGCUAUUGGUGCUGUAGCCGGCCCAUCUAUGGGUCCGUUUUUUGGCUCAAUCUUGACCGUUAAAGGUGGGUGGAGGUGGUGUUUUUGGUUUAUAAUGAUUAUUUCUGGAUUUGCAUUAGCCGUUUUCAGUUUUUUGUUGCCCGAAACAUAUGCACCCACAUUGUUGGCCAGGAAGGCCAAGAGGUUGCGGGCCAAGACGGGUAAUCCCAAGAUUACCAGUGCUGGAAUAUUGGAGAAUGAGCUGAAAAGUUUCAAGCAGAUAUUGAUUGAGACAUUGUGGCGUCCAAUUGAGAUUACGGUGAUGGAACCGGUUGUGUUGUUGAUUGAUAUCUAUAUUGCCAUGAUCUAUAGUAUCUUGUAUUUAUUCUUUGAGGCUUUCCCUAUAUAUUUUGUUGAGAAUAGAGGGUUUACCUUGGUAGAGCUUGGAUUGUGCUACUUGUCAAUUUUAGUUGGUGUUUUGGUAACGGUUGUUUUUUAUAUUCCAUUGAUCCGCCACUUGUUUACCAAGCCGAUAUUGAACCAUCAGCAAAUAUAUCCCGAGGUGUUUAUCCCAUUGGCGAUAUUUGGCGGGUGUUUGCUUGCAGCAGGACUAUUCAUUUUUGCAUGGUCGGCAACUACGUUUACGCACUGGAUAGGUCCUUUGAUAGGGGUGGCGAUUAUUGGUGGUGGUGCGUUUCUUAUGUUCCAAACGCUUUUUAACUAUAUGAGUGCUUCGUUCAAGACCGAGUAUAUUGCAUCGGUAUAUGCGUCAAAUGAUUUGGUGCGGUCUAGUGUCGCCUCGGUGUUUCCCAUCUUUGGCUCUGCCUUGUUCAAUAAUCUAGCUAUUGAUAACUAUCCUGUUGGGUGGGGUAUGUGCUUGAUAGCAUUUAUUGCAACAGGAAUGAUAGCCAUCCCAGUGCUAUUUUAUUUAAACGGACCAAAGCUUAGGGCUAGGUCUAAGUAUGCCAAAAGUGGAUGA
Messenger RNA from Lodderomyces elongisporus, 1800 nucleotides. Its product is annotated as MFS transporter. Bases 1 to 1800 code for a protein of 599 amino acids. The record is from RefSeq and is a predicted model, not a curated record. Gene Ontology annotation, cellular component: plasma membrane. The transcript has a single exon. Gene Ontology annotation, biological process: xenobiotic detoxification by transmembrane export across the plasma membrane. Gene Ontology annotation, molecular function: fluconazole transmembrane transporter activity; xenobiotic transmembrane transporter activity. NCBI's taxonomy places the organism in Eukaryota, Fungi, Ascomycota, Pichiomycetes, Serinales, Debaryomycetaceae.